Messenger RNA from Argiope bruennichi, 1018 nucleotides. It is a transcript of the gene RFeSP, whose product is annotated as cytochrome b-c1 complex subunit Rieske, mitochondrial-like. Gene Ontology annotation, biological process: mitochondrial electron transport, ubiquinol to cytochrome c. Lineage: Eukaryota; Metazoa; Arthropoda; Arachnida; Araneae; Araneidae. Gene Ontology annotation, molecular function: 2 iron, 2 sulfur cluster binding; quinol-cytochrome-c reductase activity. The transcript has 3 exons. Bases 84 to 905 code for a protein of 273 amino acids. The record is from RefSeq and is a predicted model, not a curated record. Gene Ontology annotation, cellular component: membrane.
UUCACUACGUUGUGUAAUUGUUGACCUUCUUGCUUUUGGUAUAUAGUUUCUGUCUGUUUUCUGGUAACUUUUGACGCGUUACCAUGUAUAAAUUAGUCAAAACCCCAAAUUUAAAUAAUUAUUUAAAAGCAUCAAAACAAGUUUUUGGUGCUGUUAGUGGAGAAGUUAUCGAACCAUUUUCUGUACCAGAGAAAAAAGGCAAGGUACCAGAUGCGCCGCUUAAAUUGACCGAGUAUAGUUUAGCCAAUAAUGCGCCGAAAGGACAAUUAUUGGCUCAAGCCGCUGGAUUUAAUGGUGUUGCUCAAGUGCGUCUUGCUCAUACUGAUGUCCAAUAUCCAGAUUUUGAUUUUUAUCGAAGGAAAGAACUUAAAGAUCCUUCUGCCAAUUCUCGAUCCACUGAAGAAUACCGAAAAGGUGUAAGCUAUGCAAUCAUGGCUGCUGGUGGUUUGGGUGCUGCUUAUGCUGCGAAAAACUCUGUAACCAAGUUAAUAGCCACAAUGGGUGCUGCUGCUGAUGUCUUGGCCUUAGCCAAGAUUGAAGUGAAUCUUUCUGAAAUCCCAGAAGGCAGGAAUAUGACCUUUAAAUGGAGAGGAAAGCCACUUUUCGUUCGUCACCGCAGCCAGGAAGAGAUCCAAAAGGAACGAAAUGUUGACAUAUCAUCUCUAAGAGAUCCACAACCUGAUGAAGACAGGGCCACGAAACCAGAAUGGCUUGUACUUAUUGGUGUUUGCACUCAUCUUGGAUGUGUACCUAUUCCUGGAGUUGGUGAUUAUGGUGGAUAUUUCUGUCCAUGCCAUGGUUCUCAUUAUGAUGCAUCAGGGCGUAUUAGGAAAGGCCCUGCCCCUCUUAACUUGGAAGUCCCCCCAUAUGAAUACACUUCUGAUACCACAUUAAUUGUAGGUUAAAUUAAAUAAAGCAUAAAAAAGGAUGCAAAUAAUAUUUAUUGGCAAAAUUAUUUACAUUAGCUAAUGAAAGACUUCAAAUAGUGUACAGUUAAACAAUAAAUUCUGAUUUGGAA